This is a messenger RNA of Vicia faba (fava bean), 1827 nucleotides long. The record is from the annotation of a GenBank genome assembly. Lineage: Eukaryota; Viridiplantae; Streptophyta; Magnoliopsida; Fabales; Fabaceae.
AUGGAAAAAAGUGAACCCGCGUUAGUUCCACAAUGGUUGAGAAGUAAUGGAAGUGUUACCAGUUCUGCCCAUCAUUUUGCAUCUUCAUCUAAUCACACUGAUACUCAUACUGUAGCUCAUCACUCAAGGAAUAGGAAUUCUAAGACAACUAGUGAUUUUGAUAGUCCUCGUUCUGUGUUUCUUGAACGGACGUUCUCGUCAAAUUCUCGGAGGGGCACUAUCAAUGGCUCUGCAAAGAAUGCCUAUAGUAGUUUCAACAGAAAUCAUCGUGAUAAGGACCGCGAUAGAGAUAGAGAUAAAGAUAGAUCCAACUUUUUAGACCACUGGGAUCGUAAGUGUUCUGAACCAUUGGCUGACCUCUUCUCGGUAAGGACAGAGAGGGAUCCUCUGCGGCGUUCUCAUUCAUUGGUCUCCAGGAAACAGAACGAGCUUGCUAACCACAGAGGGACUGUAAAUACUAAAUCUGGUGGCAACUGCAACCAGAGCAAUGGCAAUGAUGCACUUUCUGGGGGUAGUAUUAGUAGCAGUUUUCACAAAGCUGUUUUCGAUAAAGAUUUUCCAUCACUUGGUGGAGAUGAAAGGCCUGGGUCAGCUGAAAUAGGCAGAGUCGCAUCUCCUGGUUUGGGUGGUACUGCUAGUCAAUCUCUACCUGUUGGCAGUUCAUCUAUGAUUGGAGGAGAGGGAUGGACUUCUGCACUAGUAGAAGCACCUUCUAUGAUGGGAAGUAGUAGUACUGGAUCUCUAACAGCACAACAAACUGGUGCUCCAAUCUCUGGGUCUUUACUUUCAAGUACAUCAGCAGGUCUUAACAUGGCCGAAGCUUUAGUGCAGACUCCAUAUCGAGCUCAGUCAACUCCCCAGGUUUCGGUCAAAGCCCAGAGGCUUGAAGAACUUGCUCUUAAACAGUCAAGACAGUUGAUUCCAGUGACACCACCAAUGCCCAAGGCUCUGGUUAAUAACUCUGAAAAAUCAAAACCGAAGACAGCACUCAGAAAUCCUGAGAUGAAUAUGGUUGCCAAGAGUGUGCCACAGCAACCCUCUGCAUUGCAUAUUGUUAAUCAUUCUGUCCGCAAUGGAAAUGCCAAAGGUGAUCCUCCAAAGACAUCUGGGAAGUUUACUGAUCUUAAGUCUGUGGUGUGGGAAAAUGGUGUUUCUGCAACGGCAAAGGAAGCUUCGACUCCAACAAAUUAUUCUAACAGCAAACCUGGAAAUAAUCUGGCUGUUGCUUCAGCUGUUGCUUCUGCACCUUUGAGGAAUCCCACAGAGCGGAGGCCAACUUCUUUGGACCUGAAAGUAGGUUCCACUACGGAUAAGAAACAGGUUACUUCUCAAGUGCAGAGCAGACACGAUUUCUUCAAUCUCAUUAAGAGGAAAACUCUGAACUCAUCAGUUCUUCCUGAUUCUAGCCCUGCUGUUUCACCUGCCACAGCUGACAAAUUUGGUGAAGUGAAUAUGGAAGCAGUUGAACCCCCUGCAAUCCUUCAAAAUCUUGGUAAUAGUACUGAAGUGACUAGCAAUGGUAAUGCCCAUGCGGAGGAGGUUCAGAGGCUUCCUGACAUCAGAUGGAAAGAUUCAACUUCUGAUGAGGAAGAAGUUGCAUUUCUUCGUUCUCUUGGUUGGGAGGAGGAUGAUUCUGGUGUGGAUGAAGGCCUCACAGAGGAGGAGAUCAAUGCAUUCUAUCAGGAGUGCUUGAAGUUGGGCACCACCACAUUAAAGCUAUGCCCAGGCAUGCAGCCAAAGUUGUCCAAAUUUUUUGAAUCUUAUGCCACUAACAUGAAUGGAGCUUCUGCUGGAUCGAGUUCUUCUGACUCUGGAUCUGAAGUUUGA